Aricia agestis (brown argus) is the source of this 2138-nucleotide messenger RNA. RefSeq lists its product as uncharacterized. Bases 188 to 895 code for a protein of 235 amino acids. The transcript is spliced from 3 exons. The record is from RefSeq and is a predicted model, not a curated record. Lineage: Eukaryota; Metazoa; Arthropoda; Insecta; Lepidoptera; Lycaenidae.
CACUAUUACAAUAGAACGGCGAUGUACACGCAAAAAACAGCUGAGCAUACAUGCUUACUUCACAAACGGGCGCGCCAACCUGCGCGCGUACACGCUGGUUUCGCUCCGUGCUUCGAAUGCUAAUGAGUGCCGUCGAGAAAAACAAAUAGUGUGCUUACAUGCCCAAACUGAUAAUGUGUUUGUGACGAUGCCGGGGCACGCGAGUAGUCCGUACUGGGCCGCCGUGGAUUUUGAGAGCGAGGAAGAGGAGAAAUCCCCCGCAUCCAGCCACCGAGUGUACGUCGAUCCCUGGGAUAACGAGGCCUUGGGGGUAUCCCAGAGGGAGUCGGAUUCCAGCCAGGAUAACAUGAAUUCCUUCGCCGGGGAGCCAGUCAGCGCCAGCUUUUAUUACGUCCCCACGAAGACCUGUGAUGAGACCCCGAAGGUCCCAAGAAGGUCGGUGGUCCAGGAAGAAGUGAUUGAACCCGUGUACGGGUACAGCAGACGAAUAUCUCGCCACGCGCCGAAUUUGCAGGACAAUAUUCCGAUUUACCAGAAGCGAAUUCCCGAAAGACGACCGUCGAUGUAUAUAGAGGAGCCAAUAUACGCGCCACAUCCUAUACUGUACGAGAGCAUCUACGCGCCAAUGCCGUACAUCCACCCUAGGCACCGUGUCUCCAUGCAGCACCAUCCGGAGUAUGUGGCUAACGUGUAUGGACCACAUAGGAGACAUUCCAGACUUGCCGACGUGUACGAGCAAUACGCGUACGAAGCUGUCAACCCGGAGUACGAGGACUGGGCGCGGCCGGCUCCGAAGGCGGCGCCGGACAACUUCCAUCUGUCACGAUACGGACACCUGCGCAUAGACUACUCCUGCAGCUGGAACUCGCUCGACAGGAUUAUACGGAACCAAUAGGAAUUGAAGAACGGUACCCAACCAUGAGGGUUCCCACACAUAACUGCGAAUUCGCAUUGCAUCGCAAAUAUCUGCGACAAAACUCAUAAUAAAAAUGAUAUUGCGAUGCGAUGUUUAUUCGCAGUUUUGAGCGGGAGCCCAUAUGGUGUUAAGAAGUAACCAAUAAGAACUGAGCCCCUAGCCAAGACUCAUUGUCACUUCUUCAUAAAAUCGCCGAUCAAAAUAUCUACAAUUGACAUGACAUGAGGCGAAUGUCGACUUGAACUUUUAUCGAACGCUUACGUCAAUUUCAUACAUUUUGAUCGUUAAUUUUAUAAAGGAGCGAUAAAGAAAACGUCUUUGCUAAAGGGCCUGUAACGUUAGGAAUCGCAAAGGUUAAUUUGUAAUUUGUGACUAUGAACAUCUACUGGCACGCUUAGCAUGACCACAGAAAGAUUUCCUUAAAGCUAUCAGCACCGUAUCCACCUUACGCACAUUCGUCACUCGUGUGAAACCUCGCACAUUCGUCCGCACCGUACGCGCGUUUUGUAUACUAUGCGGCGUGCUCAGCGCGUACGGGCCAGGCUACAACACUGCGUUGCGCAUCGCAUCGUAAAAAUCUACGACGCCGCAGAACGCACCAUGGAAAUUUCCGAUGCGACAGUGACUAUUUCCAAUGAAAUUUUGCGCUCCGACAUCGCAUCGCAUUUCAGUGUCGUGGCCUGGCCCUACGGCGCGUACGGUGCUGACAAAUGUGUGAUUACUGAUUAGCUUUAGGGAGAAUAGGCGAAGUGACAGCUUGACAAUGAAUGAAGUCAGUUUGUUCAGUCACAUCAUAUUUUAUCAAUUCUCUUGUCUUCUCCAUUUUUUCAUUUCUAUUGUGUCCAUGCUGAUUUUGCGAUCACGAUGCGGACAUUUUCGCAGAAUAUUUUACAGGAAAUCGCUGGACAGAAUUAUUAAGACUAGGUUACCGACCUAGAGGCUAGAAUAGAAUAUAUUAUAGAUAAUUUUCAUCACCAAGCACUGAAUUGUCAGUUUUUUUCUUCUAUAUAAUAAUAAACCUUCCUACAUAUACAUUCCUAACAUUAAAUCUUUUAUCUAUUGUUAGUAUUAGCCUAUUGUUAGUAAACAUCCUAUUUUAUAUUAAGUUCGUCCUAAUAAAAGUAAUGUCAUAGUAAUAAUUUGUUAGGUUAUUCUUGUAUUCUUAAGAGUUUAUGAUUGACAUUUUUAAUUUUAGAGUUUACAUCAUUGAAAUGAAUCUCGA